Molecule: messenger RNA, 878 nt
Organism: Cicer arietinum (chickpea)
Lineage: Eukaryota; Viridiplantae; Streptophyta; Magnoliopsida; Fabales; Fabaceae
Product: protein NO VEIN-like
Source: RefSeq, a predicted model, not a curated record
AAUAAUUGUAACUCCGUUUUGGAAGCUUCUCCAACAAGGAGUCUUUCCCAUUACUUUGCAGUGUGUUGUUGUUUCAACUGUCUAGUAAACCAACACUUCUUCUUCUUCUUCUUCUUCACACAUUGUUUCAAUAGUUCAUUCAUUUUGAAGAGUGAAUGAGUUAGAGAAAAAUGAGUAGUACUACUACUAGAACACCUAAGGAACACAUUGAAGAAAUACGAAGGAAAAAGUUUUCUAUCGGAGGUGAACAAAACCCUUUAACUGAAGACCUUCAUCAUGCUGUCAAAAAUCUCUCCGCUGAACUUUAUGCUAAAGAUGUUCAUUUCCUCAUGGAACUCAUUCAAAAUGCUGAAGAUAAUCAUUAUAAGGAUGGAGAGAAACCAACACUUGAGUUUGUUAUAACUUCUCAUGACAUUACUGCUACUGCUGCUCCAGCUACAUUACUUGUUUUCAAUAAUGAAAACGGUUUCUCUCCAAAAAACAUUGAGUCCAUUUGUAGUGUUGGACGGUCCACAAAGAAAGACAACAGGAGCAGUGGUUACAUUGGAGAGAAAGGAAUUGGUUUCAAGAGUGUGUUUCUGGUUACUGCUCAUGCUUAUAUUUUCAGUAACGGAUAUCAGAUAAGGUUCAAUGAGAGGCCUUGUCCACAUUGUAAAAUUGGAUAUGUAGUUCCUGAAUGGGUUGAGGAGAAGCCAACCCUUGCCGAUAUAAAGAAGAUAUAUGGUGCUGGUAAAAAGUCCCUUCCAACUACAACAAUUGUCUUACCUCUGAAGCCAGAUAAGGUAAAUCCUGUGAAACAACAGCUCUCAAGCUUUCACCCAGAAGUUUUAUUGUUCCUUUCAAAAAUCAGACACCUUUCUGUCAGAGAAGAUAAUGAG